AUGUUCGAGGCGCUGUCAUAUGUCUGGGGAGACCCAUCAGAGCGGCGACAGAUCGACUGCUCUGGACAACUUGUCUCGAUUACCCAGAACCUUCACGAUGCUCUGCAACACCUACGGCAUCCAGACCGAGAGUUGUUGAUAUGGGCAGAUGCUCUGUGCAUCAAUCAAGAGGAUAUGGACGAGAGAGCAGACCAAGUACAACUCAUGAGAGACAUUUACUCGCGUGCUGAGAGGGUAGUGGUAUGGCUAGGCCUGGACAACGAAGGCCGGGCCCCCCGUGCGAUGUCUUUGAUCGAGACGAUUCAUCAAGCUUGCGAAGAUCACGCAUUAGCUAAGAACAUCGAUCUUGUGACCAUGGCUCACUUUACGCCGGCGACACAAGCGCUAGAAGGACUCGCAGGGAUCUCUAUCGAGAAUGUUGCUGCGGCUGGGAUGCGUUUGAGUAAACCAGAGCCGAAGGCAGAAGACUGGGAAGCGCUGGGGUGGCUGCUGUCUCGACCUUGGUUCACGCGAGUUUGGUGCGUGCAAGAAAUCGUUCUCGCCCGAUCUUCCAGAGUUUACGUCGGCUCUGUAUCCUUAGACUGGGUCAAGCUGGGAGUCACGGCUGCCUGGUUAAGCGAGCAGCAUCUUGCAAAUGACUACGAUGUGCCGGCUGAGAUCGAAAAUAUGCCAUUUGACAAUGCGCAUGCCAUGUUCGACACAAGCGAUAUACCAGAAUCAACUUUCUUGGAAAUUCUCAUUGCUUUUCGAGAUCACCAUGCCACAAACUUGAGGGACAAGGUCUAUGGGCUGUUGGGGCUCAUGCGCCCAAAAGACCUCGAGCUUUUCCCGAGUGUUGACUACCGAAAAAGUGUGGCAGAGGUUUACGCCGACGUUGUCAUUACUGCUGUCACAGACAGUAAAACAUUGGCUUCUUUGUGCUAUGUCCAACAUGGAGUCGAGUACAAACAAACCGAUGUUCCUUCAUGGGUACCAAGAUGGGAUGUGAGUGGCGACGUGUCAUCUAUUCUCGAUAGCCGAUCCCUGACAGCCUGGAAAGAGGGCGACAAGCAUGGUCUCCCGGAACUGACAGAUUUUAACCCAUCAUCAGAUGGCAAGUUAGCCGUAGCUGGUGUCAGAUUCGACACCAUUGCUUGGAUAACCCGCGCUCUGGACGUUCAAGACUUCAAGGAAAGAUCCACAGGCUCUGAGGUGUCACCUCAUCCGAUGCUAGAUCUAUGGCAUCGUGCGUCUUCAAACAUGUCGUAUCCAGAAUCUCAAUCUGAAGACUCGCUGAUGGCCGUGUUGAUGAUGGCUCUCACUCUGACUGCUGGGGUUACUGUUGGGUAUGAGCGUGUGGAAGAGCUCGAAUCAUCUGACGACCGUGAGCAGUUUCAUGCAGACUACCUGACAUACGUACACAGCUUACUUGAGGUUUCUGGCCUAGAGUCUUCAACUUUCGAGCCUCUCAAUAUCGCAUUGAGUGACGGGAACGCCUCGCGAUUCAGAGUCGCAGCGUCCCGCGCUUGCGACCAGCGAUGUGUCUUUGAGACAGCAAAGAGGUUCUAUGGACUAGCACCAGCCUGCGCAAGAGAAGGAGAUGUGGUUGUGAUGUUAGCUCGGUUCGGCGAGGAGGAAGUCUUUUUGCUUGUCUAG
Colletotrichum tamarilloi is the source of this 1635-nucleotide messenger RNA. RefSeq names its product heterokaryon incompatibility protein. The transcript is spliced from 2 exons. The coding region runs from base 1 to 1635 and encodes 544 amino acids. The record is from RefSeq and is a predicted model, not a curated record. Lineage: Eukaryota; Fungi; Ascomycota; Sordariomycetes; Glomerellales; Glomerellaceae.